Protopterus annectens (West African lungfish) is the source of this 2209-nucleotide messenger RNA. RefSeq names its product zinc finger protein 883-like. Lineage: Eukaryota; Metazoa; Chordata; Ceratodontiformes; Protopteridae. The record is from RefSeq and is a predicted model, not a curated record. Gene Ontology annotation, biological process: negative regulation of transcription by RNA polymerase II. The transcript is spliced from 5 exons. Gene Ontology annotation, molecular function: RNA polymerase II cis-regulatory region sequence-specific DNA binding; DNA-binding transcription repressor activity, RNA polymerase II-specific. The coding region runs from base 34 to 2097 and encodes 687 amino acids.
CUGCAGAUUUUCGGUUGUACUAUUCUAAAAAAAAUGUUGAAACACACCUUUUAUCUAUAUCAGGUACCAGUAUUGUUUGAGGAUGUUGCUAUUUCUUUCUCAGAAGAGGAGUGGAAGAUGUUAAGAAAACAAGACAAGGAGCUUCACAGGGAAGUGAUGGCACAGAACUAUGAAACCUUAAUUUCUAUCGGAUCUGAAGUCCCAUCAGAGAAAUUAUUAUUGCUUUUUAAAGAAGGUUAUGGUGACCUGCCACAGGACAAUGAUGUGAGAAAAAAUGCCAAAGAAAAGAAAGAUAACCCUGAGCACAAGCUGAAGAGAUCUGAAGUCCCAUCAGAGAAAUUAUUAUUGCUUCUUAAAGAAGGUUAUGGUGACCUGCCACAGGACAAUGAUGUGAGAAAAAAUGCCAAAGAAAAGAAUGAUAAACUUGAGCACAAGCUAAAGAGAUCUGAAGUCCCAUCAGAGAAAUUAUUAUUGCUUCCUAAAGAAGGUUAUGGUGAACUGCCACAGGAUGAUGAUGUCAGAAAAAAUACUACAGAAAAGAAUGAUAACCCUGAGCACAAGCUAAAGAAUGACAGAAGCACAGAUAGCAGCAUGAUUUGUCAUCAGCAGCAACCAGUUGCGACACCCCUGCUACAUCAUCCUAUGGACAACUUGCAGCACUGUGCUCAACCUGUGAAGGCUACCGACAGGCUUCAUUGCACACCUGCAACACCAUUUCACUCUGAGCUUAACUGUAGAAAGAGCUGUGAAUUUAAUGCAAGUCUUGCUUUGCAACAAGGUCCAGUAGUACACCAGCCAUCUUGUACAAAGGACAAACCAUAUAAAUGUCCUAAAUGCAAUCAGUAUUUUUCAACCAGAAGUUCUCUAACGCGUCAUCAGACUAUUCAUGUGAGGAGCAAACCAUAUCAGUGUACUGAGUGCAGUAAGUGUUUUACACAGAGUUCUAGUAUGAUACAUCAUAUGGCUAUUCACACAGGAGUAAAACCAUACAAGUGUACUGAAUGCAGUAAGUGUUUUUCAUAUAGAUGUCUCCUGAUACAACACCAGCUUAUUCAUACAGGUGCAAAGCCAUAUAAAUGCACUGAAUGUAGUAAGUGUUUCACACAUAAACAAAGUUUAGUAUAUCACCAAGUGACUCAUACAGGUGCAAAGCCAUAUAAAUGCACUGAAUGUAGUAAGUGUUUUACACUGAGGUGUAAUAUGAUACGCCAUAUGGCUAUUCACACAGGAGCAAAACCAUACAAGUGUACUGAAUGUAGUAAGUGUUUUAGACAUAAUUCUACUAUGAAGCGACAUAUGGCUAUUCACACAGGAGCAAAACCAUACAAGUGUACUGAAUUCAGUAAAUGUUUUACACAGAGUUUUCAUAUGAGAAGUCAUAUGACUAUUCACAGAGGAGCAAAACCAUACAAGUGUACUGAAUGUAGUAAGUGUUUUUCAUGUAGAAGUGAACUGAUAAAACACCAGGUCAUUCAUACAGGCGCAAAGCCAUAUAAAUGCACUGAGUGUAGUAAGUGUUUUACACAGAGUUCUAGUAUGAUGCGCCAUGUGGCUAUUCACACAGGAGCAAAACCAUACAAGUGUACUGAAUGCAAUAAGUGUUUUACACAGAAAGGUAAUAUGAUGCGCCAUAUGGCUAUUCACACAGGAGCAAAACCAUAUAAGUGUACUGAAUGUAGUAAGUGUUUCACACGGAGUGAUGAUAUGACACUCCAUAUGGCUGUUCACACAGGAACAAAACCAUACAAGUGUACUGAAUGCAGUAAGCAUUUUUCAUAUAGAUGUCUCCUGAUACAACACCAGCUUAUUCAUACAGAUGCAAAGCCUUAUAAAUGCACUGAAUGUAGUAAGUGUUUCAUACAUAAACAAAGUUUAGUAUAUCACCAAGUGACUCAUACAGGUGCAAAGCCAUAUAAAUGCACCGAAUGUAGUAAGAGUUUUAUACUGCACUCUACGAUGAUGCGCCAUAUGGCUAUUCACACAAGAGCAAAACCAUACAAGUGUACUGAAUGCAGUGAGUGUUUUUUACGUAGAUGUCACCUGAAACAACACCAGGUCAUUCAUACAGUUGCAAAGCCAUAUAAAUGCACUGAAUGAAAUAAGUGUUUCAUGCACCAAAAAGCCUAAUAUCUCAUCAGACUAUUCACAUGGAGAGUAAAUUAUUAUCCCAAGGAUAAAAAUCCAAAGGGGAAUAUUCCAGGGUGACUCC